Messenger RNA from Mizuhopecten yessoensis (Yesso scallop), 9265 nucleotides. RefSeq names its product sushi, von Willebrand factor type A, EGF and pentraxin domain-containing protein 1-like. Gene Ontology annotation, biological process: heterophilic cell-cell adhesion; establishment or maintenance of epithelial cell apical/basal polarity. The transcript is spliced from 31 exons. Bases 154 to 7995 code for a protein of 2613 amino acids. Gene Ontology annotation, cellular component: protein-containing complex; plasma membrane. Gene Ontology annotation, molecular function: calcium ion binding. The record is from RefSeq and is a predicted model, not a curated record. Lineage: Eukaryota; Metazoa; Mollusca; Bivalvia; Pectinida; Pectinidae.
CUCCCAUUAUCCGCAGGACUUCCCGCGACACAUUCUUACGGCCUGAUUCAGCCUCCUCCUGGUACACCGGGGCAGCGCGUGUGUCUGUGGUCUGUGCGUCAUAAAAGUCAUCCACCUGUUUCAGUUUUGAAUUGCUCUGCGGAAGUCCUGAAGAUGAUUUUGAAAAUAUUUACCCUAUUACUUCUUGUAACCAGUACACUAUCCCAUGUUCAAUCAACUGACGAUAGGUCAGACAUUGUGGAAAGAGGUCAUCAAGUUCUAGAGGAGUUUUAUCAUCGUUACUCUAAUUAUGAGGUAGAUCUUGUAUUUGUCUUGGACCGGUCAGCAAGCGUGAUGACCGAGGGUUGGGGAGCUAUGCUUGCCUUUGUCAGGUCAGUUCUCCAACAUUUCACAGUGGACAAUGAUAAUACCCGGGUUGCCAUAGUAACAUACAGCACAGUACCAAGUGUGGACAUAAAUGACCUUGGUGAAACUUUGGAGGACAAGUGUUCGCUGAUGAGGAGGAUAAGACAGAAGUUGACGCGACAUCAGCUGUCUGGCUUCACUGCAACACACGAUGCCCUUGUGACAACUCGGAACAUCCUAUACUCAUCUCGCCGGCGUGCCAAGAAGGCAGUGUUUGUGUUGACAGAUGGGCGGUCCAAUAUCGGGCUACCCCCUGUCCGUGCAUCUGUGGAGCUCCGGUCUCUUCAGUGGAAUUCUACAUGGAACGUCUCCGUUGGGGGUCCACAGCUAGAGAUCUAUGCCUUCGGGAUUCAGAAUGCUGUUUCCUCAGAGCUAGCUUCCAUUGCCUCUCCCCUCCAAAAUCAUACUUACCAUCUACCAAACUUCAGAGCGUUUGAACAACUUGCCCGUUCUCUUCAUCGAGACCAACAGAUUGAGAACUGGCAUCUCCUGUCUGAUCGAUCAUUGUGUCACAUGGGCUGUUCUGAGCAUGCUCACUGUGCCUGCGGAACGAGGUCAGGUGACUACCAUUGUGUCUGUAAAGCGGGUUACCAUGGUAAUGGUCUUAAAUGUGAGGCCUGUUCUAUUGGCUUCUACAAACAGGGACUUAUUCCUGGCAGGUGCCACCCGUGUCCAGCCCAUUCUGAGACCAGGUCCCUAGGGGCCUAUUCCCUCCAGCAGUGUCUAUGCAAAUCUCCAUACUACCGAGAGGAUCAAGGGAUGCCUUGUCAGUUACAACAAUGUGAGGAGUUACCCAGCAUUCCCCACGGUAGGAAGUUCCAAGUUCAAGGCCGUGUACAUGAUGAGCGACCAGACAGUGGUGUUUCAUGUGACAACCUCCCUGACAACUCAUGUCACUACCAGUGUAGCCAUGGCUACAGACUGACGGGCCACCCAGGUCUUAUCUGCCUUCCAAAUGGAACAUGGCAGGGUCAGGUCCCUAGUUGUCAAGUGAUAGACUGUCAAAGCUUGGAUUUUCACCAACAGGAAGUGACACAUGGCGUGACAACCUACACCAAUAACAGUACCAUAUAUGGCUCCACUCUGGCUGUAACAUGUGAUCGAGGCUGGCGAGCGUUUGGGGACACACUGAGGACUUGUAACCAUCAUGGAACUUGGUCUGGUACAAGGACUUGGUGUGUAGAAUCCAAAUGUCCUCCUUUGCCCCCAAUUUCACAAGGGCAGAUAACUCCAGAAAGCUGCAGUCAAGGUCGCCAGAUGCCAGGCCAGGUGUGUAGUUACAUGUGUAACCAUGGCUACCAGAUUCAUGGUCCUGCAGCUCAGACAUGUGACCUAUUUGGACAUUGGACACUGGCUCUGAAUACCUCCUGUGUUGAUGUGGAGCCACCAGUCAUUAUCUGCCCGGACGACAUCAGAGUCCCCAUCACUGAGGGCAACUUCACCUUCGUACACUGGCAAGACAAGAUGCCAAAGGUCAUGGACAAUUCAGGAGAGGUCACAACUAAACCAACUGUUUGGAAGGAAAGUCCUGCUAAAAUGGCUUCUGGUUACCAUCAGAUAGAGUUCAUGGCUGAGGACAAAACAGGCAACCAGGCCUUCUGUACUUUAGGGAUCCUGGUUGUGGAGAGAACUGUUCAGAACACCUUCUGUCCUGGCAACAUAACCAGAGUUGAUGUGGCUGGAUACAAAACACAAGUUACUUGGCAACCACCUGUGUUCCUUGACAACAACAAUGACAGUGUUGAGUUUUACUGUAACCCUCAGAGUGGAACUCUUUUCUCCAUGGCAGCACACAGUGUGUUCUGUGAACCUCUAAUGCAGGGACAGACAGCCAGCUGUCAAUUCUACAUUAGUCUCACAAGGCGACAGUGUGACUACCCCCGACCACCUAGACACGGCAGCCUGAUCUGUCCACAGACUUCCGACUAUCUGAUGCAGUGUAUUGUACAGUGUAACGACCAAUAUGACUUCUUUGACUUUCCCCAAGAAGUCUACAACUGUCAACUAAAUGGCCAGUGGUCACUCAGCGAUGGUCAGUUCUGGCCAGACUGCUCAGAGAAGCAUUUCCCUGGGCUGGCAGUGAUGCAGUCGGAGUAUGAGUACUACUACUACAGCGGCGACUGUGAGGACGUGAAACAGCAGGUAGUGGAAAGGUUCCUCACCAAGAUCAGAUCAGUUACACAGCAGAUGUGUGGCAAAGUCCAGUGUGACACAGGGGAAGUCACUGUGAAUUGUGGGGCAGUAUCUCGCAAACGGCGUGCAACUGUUUUUGAUACUGCUAACGAAAGAGACACAUCAAGAUUUAAAAGAGAAUUAACUCAUGCAGGAAGCGAUAACUCCUCCAGCCCAGCAGAUGAUGGUCGACAUGAGUUGACCGUUCACUUUGCUGUAAAUGCUAGCGCUGAAACUUACAACAACACACUCCGAGGGCAGAGAAUGAUCUUACUGACAUUGCGCCGGAUUGAGAUGGUAGUACAGCGCUACUUCGGGAGCGAGAACUUCACAGUGACUGACCCUGCCAACAACAAGUCCACAGAUAUGUUUCUGAGUGAGAACUAUCACCCUAUAUAUGGCCGCAAGUUUGAGGACUGUGGCCGGGGCUUUGUCACCAAAGUGUUAAAUAUCCACUUUGUGUCCUGUGUUGCCUGUCCUGUUGGAAUGUUCCAUGAUGAGAAUGAGGAUACAUGUAAGUCAUGUCCACAAAGAAUGUACCAAGACAAGGAGGGGAGUGUGGACUGUAAAUCCUGUCCUGGGGACACUAUGACCUUGACCUCUGGAGCAGAUAAUGUUACCAAAUGUUUAGAGAGGUGUCCCGUUGGGCACUACUCUUCGACUGGACUGGAGCCCUGUUCUCUGUGUGGUGUCGGGUCAUACCAGGAGGUCAGAGGUCAGAUGUCUUGUAAAGCCUGUCCAGUAAACACUACAAACAUGCCGGGACAUACAGAGACUAUCGGCAGCUGUAAAGAGAGGUGUAGUGCAGGGACAUACAACUCCAGCUCUGGACUCCAUCCAUGUUUGCCUUGUCCUGUGGGGACUUUCCAGUCUGACACCGGAUCACUCAGUUGUAUUUUAUGUCCAAGCAAUAUGACAACACUGACUCCAGGGACUACUGAUGUCGAUGUCUGUCAGGCAUUUGACUUUUGUGAGGAUAUUACCCAGGACAGCUGUAACAAUGGUGACUGUGUUUCUCUAGUGGAUGGCUAUUUGUGUGACUGUCACAGAGGGUACACUGGUGACACCUGUGAUAUAGAGAUCAAUGAGUGUGAUGCUGGUCCUUGUCUGUACAACUCUACCUGUCAGGACCUCGUGGACGGCUUCCUGUGUCUGUGUCAACCUACCUAUACAGGUGAGAGAUGUGAGACACGGGUGAGUCUGUGUGACUCCAGUCCCUGUGAGAAUGGUGGGUCCUGUGAGGAUACAGACCAGGGCUAUCACUGCUACUGUCCAUUUUCCUACACCGGGAGUCUUUGUCAGAGUUAUCUCCCCUGUGCCACCAGACCUUGUGACCAUGGUAACUGUGAGACUGUCGGCCCAAACUUCAGAUGCAGAUGUCAUCCUGGAUUUAUAGGUGAACUCUGUGACCAGCCUGACCACUGUGUGUCCCGACCUUGUAGAAACGGAGGGACAUGUACUUCCAGGCCAACAGAUCACGUCUGUAGUUGUAUACUGGAGUACACAGGUCUGGUUUGUGAGACCCCCAGCAAUGAGACCUGUGUUGGGGUGGUAUGUCUGAAUGGAGGGGUGUGUAGAGUUGUCGACCGUCAACCCCUCUGUAGGUGUGUACCAGGCUAUGGAGGUCAGCAGUGUGAACAAGUAAUUUCCCCUAAUUUUGACCUGGUGUUUGACCCUUUGGGGUCUCCUGGGUCUGUGCUGUUUCGCCCUGGCCCAGGGGAUCUGAAGUCUGUCACAGCUUGUAUGUGGAUAAGGACCCAGGACACCAUGAACUAUGGUACACCAUUCUCCUAUGCUGUGGAGACCAAUGAAUUAGCCUGGAAGGAGGGUAACAUGUUUACUCUAACAGACUACGGACAACUUAAGUUAUACAUCCAUGGCGAUGUUGCUGUGACCACUGUCAGGGUGAAUGAUGGGAGGUGGCAGCAUUUGUGUGUGGCGUGGCAGAGCAGUGGCGGCCUCUGGUGGAUGUAUGUCAACGGAACAAUAGCACACAGGGGAGAUAACUUGGCACAAGGUGACACCAUUCCAGGGGAGGGAUACUUGGUCCUAGGACAGAAACAACACACUGCUGGCGAUUCCUUUAGUAGCUCAGAGGCCUUUAUUGGGGAACUGUCACAGUUCAAUGUUUUUGAUCGAGUGCUUGAUAAUGAAGAUAUUAUGAGGUUAGCCAAUCAAAACAUCUGUAACAAAACGUAUGGAAAUGUUGUGGCUUGGACAGAGGUUGUGGGAAAUCACCAUGGUAACGUCAGAAUUCGGAGAGGUAGUCACUGCCUCGAUGUAAAUGAAUGUCUAUCUCCAUUGUCCAACAACUGUAUUCUACACAGACAUUGCACAGACCUGAUUGGUGGGUUUGAGUGUAAGAACUGUAGCUAUGGUUACCAGGGGGAUCACUGUGAUGAGUCAAUCAAUGAAUGCCAUUUGGGAGUAUGCCAGAAUGAGGCUGCAUGUAUGGAUGGACCUCUUCCUUUUGAUUUUCACUGUGAUUGCAGACAUGGGUACACAGGAGCCAGCUGUGAGGUGGUGAUCAACGUGUGUGACUCCAGUCCAUGCCAGGCUAACAGUACCUGUGUGUCAGGGUCAGAUGGAGGCCACACCUGUCUCUGUCCUCCAGGGGUCACCCACUGUGAUGCUGCCUUUAGAACUUGUUACUUAGGCUACUGUCAGAACAAUGCCAUCUGUAACCUAACCCAAUCCAACCAGCCACAGUGUGUAUGUCCUCUAGGCUUUCAAGGUCAGUUUUGUGAGGUCAAGGUCAUUGGUUGUCGUGGAGAUCCUUGUCAGAAUGAUGGCACUUGUACAACCACAAGUAAUGGAUAUAAGUGUCACUGUAGAAACUCAUGGAAAGGUGAUAACUGCGAGAUAGCAUUUUCACCAAACUGUGAUAUGUAUCCCUGUCUGAACAAUGGCACAUGUGUUGUCUCCCCUGACCAGGAGUUAGGGUAUACAUGUGAGUGUGGAUCUUCACCUGGGUUGACAAGGGGACCGAACUGUGAACACAACCCUUGUGAAAUGAAUCCUUGUCAGAACUCUGGGACGUGUAUCCUUCUGGCCGACAACAGCUACAGCUGUCUUUGUCCAGUUAACAUAACCGGUCAGCGGUGUGAGGGGGAUCCCAUUAAACUGAAAACUCCCAAGGGGACACAAUUCUCCUUGGAAAUAACCACAAACACCCAGACCAAGACAACAACAUUAAAAUAUGCAGGUGAUGAAAAGUCCUGUUCGACUGUGGUGUGUGAUAAUGGAGGGACAUGUAUAGCCAGACAAGGACAGGAUCAUUGUAUAUGUACACUAGACUACACAGGGAGGGACUGUACCAGGUACAGACAGAGAGUAACCAAGGAGUAUCAAGCCACCAUCUUGGUGAAGAAACCUUAUCACACGUUCUACAAACAUGGCUGGCUUUUCAAACACAACUUUACCAAAGAGGUCAGUAUGCUGUACUCUGGGAUGGUUAAUGCUGAGGACCGGGUACAGGCUUACAACAUUUAUAUCAGACCUGGUCGACGGCAGCACAAGAUGAUGGUGACCUACACACUGCUGUAUACUAAGUUCCUGGACAGCGAGGGGCCAACCCUGACCAUGGUCAACCUCCGGCAGGUACUAGAGGACAGUCUGCUAAGUGGCUUUCUAGGGAGUCUCCCUGUAUCCCACAAAAAGUUCUCCUUCAAGGCCCUGUCUGACGAAGAAACAUCAAAGAAAAAAGGAUCUGACCCUGGCAAAGACACUGUGACCUACUUAGUAGCUGGUAUCAUCUUUCUGCUGCUGAGUCUCAUCAUACUGGCCGUAUUUGUGGUGGUUCGGCUGAGGAGGGUCGCUUAUAGUCGCACAUCCAAGUUGAUGCAAAGAGUGAGGCUCAACAACACAAACAAUUUGUCACUACAGCUGCUGUCUAACCCGGUGUUUGAUGACCUUGCUGACCGCCAGCCUUCAGAUAACAUGUAUGCUGAGCUGAGUGACUCUGCCAUUGAUCCCUAUUGUGUGAGCACCAAAUCUGAGAUACAGCGAGGAUCCUCAACCUACUCCUCCAAACGCAGCAACAAGGAGUGUAACCUAGAGAAGGAAGCUGCUCGUAAAACCUCGGAACUCUCCGACACUGCCGGUGACUGUGCCAAAAAAUUAGGUACUCACUACGACUCGGUGUUCUCUGACGGGGACAGCUACAUUAGCCCAUUACACAACAAAAACCAGAUCGAAUACACAAACUUGAGGGAGAAAAAUGAAAACAAAAAACUUCUUCCCUUGUCGGGAAAACUGGAGAAACGUUGUGAUGUAGUCCCGUCUGAUUCGGAACAUGACAUGGAGAGUGGUGGGUUUGAGCCGACCAGCGGAAGCUUCGACAGUAAGGAGGAUAAUGAGCCCAAGGUUAACAACUCUGUUGAUACGGAAACCAAGAAGGAUAAUUUACAGAGCAGUAUAGCUGAUACAGGAAAUGUACGUCCUUCAAUACCAUCAUAUGCAAAUACAGCUACAGAAAAGAUAACUGAGAAAGACUCUAAAUCUCACAUGUAUGCCUAUAGCUAUGCUGACUUGCCUGUGGAGAGGGCAAACAACUAUUUUCCCUCUACAACAUGUGUGCAGAAAGUCAACACUGGUACAUCCCCUGACCCGGUACAGGUGAAAUCUAGUACAGAUAUGGCCUUCAAUUUUACAUCUGGAGACAUCCAUACUUAUAACAACUCCCUCGAAGCAAAGGUGCAAACUCAGCCGCUUGAAGUCACAUAUGACAUUCCACAGUCACAACACACUGAAACAUCUGUGGCAAAUAGGGAUAAAUUACCCACACCAAAGAAGGUUUCAAGGUCAAAUAAGGACAAUGAGAAAAAUCCAGCCAAGAAAAAGGGCAACACCUCCAUAAUGAGGACAGAGUCUGCCAGCCAGACAGAUUAUGUAGAUAUGACGAAUGGUCUUGUGCUAGACAAAGUCAUUCGUUGGCGACGCAAGAGGUCCGGGGAGACAGCUGCAAAAAAACUGGAUGAUGAAGAUUACAACUAUGUUGAGCCUAACAUCCCAGACCCGAAACAUAAACAGUCUGGCAGCAAGAUCAUCAGGCAGGACUCAGCCAGCCAAACAGAUUACCUGGAUAUGACUGGGGGAAAGUUGUUGUCCCAAUUCAGUUGCAGAACAUCAAAAAUCACAGAAUCUAACCGGGAAUCUUUCCGACGAAAGUCCAUGCAUGACUAUCUGGAAGUCCUGCCUGGAGAGUAUAAGGAUGAGGACGGCGGUCAAACAUCCACUCUUCAUCGCCCAGUUAAAACCUCAGGUCUGUCAGAGUCGGUCUCCACCUCUACACUGCCUAGAGCAACCAAAAAGCCUGUCCUCUCAGGGUCCGCUUCCAUUUCCUCACUUUCAAAAAUAGGAAGAAAAGAUAUGUCAAAAAGACAGUUACCUCCCCUGCCCAGGCACGCUGAAGUGUAGACAGUGGCAUCCUCUGCCCAUGCACGGCUUACUGGAUACAGUUGUUUUCCCUGACAUUAAAAUGUGUUGUAAAAUAGUAAUAUGUUCAUGUUAAGGUGCAUAAGGGAACUCAGUUGAAUGUUUUUCACAAGGUUCAUACCAGUGGCCACAAACCGAGUUUUACAGCAGUAUCAUUCAGUUACAGAUAUAGUUCAAGAGCUUGAGCAGAAAAAGGUUGCCCUAUGACUUUUAUAAUUGUCGGAAUAUUGUACUUAAUGGAGUUCAAAUGAUCAAUGCGUGUCAGUUUUUUUAGUGCUAAAAAAACUGAAGAUAUAUCCAAGAUUGCACCCAAUAUAUAAUCGAUCAAACUAUUCCAUGUAUACAGCUAGUGCUCCGAAAUUAACAGUACAAACAGAUGGAAAACCUGGGUAACAAAGUGUAGAGGGCGAUCCUCGUUAACCUCACCGCCAGCAUGCCAGACGUAUAUACGUACAUAUCUAUAUAAACAAACCUUGUUGAUAUUCUCCCAUUGUCGUAUCCCGGUGGAGCAUUUGACCCGUGAUAUAAUCAGUAUAUAUGUGAUAUAAUCACUAUAUAUGUGUAUCUAUCAUUUUAUGAUAAAUAUUCUAUUUAUUCUGUUCAACUUUGUUAUGUAUCUUUUAACCCUAUGUCGAUUGUACUGCUAAUUAACAUUUGCUGGUGGUAGGUGUCCUUGGUCCCCGAGAGUAUAGGUGGUGUGUACCAGGAUCUGUACCUAUGACAUCAGAUGUUUAACCAAGGUGAACCAGGAUUUAAAUGAGAUGAAUCAUAACAUGUUAAUCAUAUCUAUUGAAUAUAAUAUAUAUUCGAGGCCUAAUAACCUUCUAGAGGGAAAUCCUACAAAAUGUUUCCUCUUCUAUCAUAAGUGAAUUUGUCUCACCUUAAUUUUGGGCUUUCAUAAAAUUUCCCCCAAACCAUAAAAACCAUCCGCUAUACCAGUACACGUUUCGUUACUGUGUCAGUUUUAUGUUGUUGUCCUUGUAAGUUGAUGCUAUUGUGUAACUUAGAAUAUUUAACGUUAAAGCAAUGAAUGUUCUAUACAGGAAGGUACUGAAUGUUCAAUACAGGAAGGUACUAAUUUACAAAUGUGUAGUCAAGCUAAUUUUUAACAUCACAUAUGUAGUAUUUAGACUUCAUACAAAUUCAAAUUGAUUUAUGCAUUUUAACAUUAUAGCUGAACAUAAUUGAAAAAUUGUAAUUUGCAGUAACCAAUAAAAAUAACAAAAUAAAUCAUACCUGAUCAGGAUGUUAU